GGACGAAGUGCUGCGUUUUAUGUACUGAAGGGUGAGUGUUGUGUCCUUCCUUAGCAAGUCGCAAUUCCUUCAAAAUUUGAUACCCUAAGAUAAACGGGAAGAAAUCGAAGAUGGCAGCAAGGUUGAGCCACGUAGCAUCACGGAUCAUGGGCGGCAACGGCGUCGUUUCGCGUUCCACGGCAUCCUCUCUCCGCCAGCGCUCUGGUAUGGGCCUCCCCGUCGGAAAGCACAUCGUUCCCAAUAAACCGCUUCCAGUAAAUGACGAACUUGUGUGGGAUAACGGGACUCCGUUUCCAGAACCUUGUAUCGAUCGGAUUGCUGAUACAGUUGGGAAGUACGAAGCAUUGGCUUGGUUGUGCGGUGGAUUGGGAUUUUUUGCUUCUCUUGGGCUAAUAGUUGUGUGGAAUGACAAAGCUUCUACAAUACCAUUUACACCCAAGGUGUACCCCUACGACAACUUACGAGUGGAGCUCGGUGGAGAACCCUAGGUUGGUUGGUGCUCUUACAUGUCCUCGUCUUUGCUUUUAGUCCCUUACAUCGUUUGAGGACCUAAAUGUUGAUCAAACAAUGUAACUGGCUCUUGCAAACGAAGUAACUAAAAUAAGCCAGACAGGCAACUGCAUCAAUUUCUGGAUCUGUAUUGUACUUGAUAUUUUGCUUGCAGUAAUAUGUUUCCGCAA
Molecule: messenger RNA, 680 nt
Organism: Salvia hispanica
Lineage: Eukaryota; Viridiplantae; Streptophyta; Magnoliopsida; Lamiales; Lamiaceae
Product: NADH dehydrogenase [ubiquinone] 1 beta subcomplex subunit 8, mitochondrial-like
Source: RefSeq, a predicted model, not a curated record